Xyrichtys novacula (pearly razorfish) is the source of this 902-nucleotide messenger RNA. The record is from the annotation of a GenBank genome assembly. NCBI's taxonomy places the organism in Eukaryota, Metazoa, Chordata, Actinopteri, Labriformes, Labridae.
AGAAAAAGAGACAUGCAACGCUGCAGUAUAAUGAAGUUGUUUCUUGCCCUUGUUUUCCUGUUGCACCUCUGUGCGGGUCAGAAAACAAACAUCACGCUGAAUAAAGAGAUAUUAAGGAGUCUGAGGAGACUCGACGGGCUCUGGAAAGAUGACAAACUCAGUCUCACCACAGUAAGUAAAUUGUGAUAACAUUUUCUCACUUUGAAUAAUAAGACAUGUGCUGCAUACAGUGGUGUCACUGUCUCAGGUCUGCCUGAGUGAUAAUUGGACCUUUAACUCAUCGCUUUACUACAUUUUAUGUCUCUUCCAAUAGGACACAGUGAGAGUUCCAUCAGUGUCUAUGAUCAACAAUGCUGUAAGUAUAGUGUUGUUUUUUCUUACCAUCUGCAAACUGAAAGGUCUGCACCACGUUUCACAUGUAUAGAUUUCAGCUGAACGCCCAGACUUCUGAUUGGCUGCUGUCAUUUUUCCAUCGCAGACGUCUUGCGUCAGUGUCUUCGUCAGUGAGCUGAAAUCUCUUCUUGGCAACGUCACAGUGCAUAAGGACCACAAACACAUUCUCAAAGAACUGAGGGGAAACCUGGAUCUUCUAAAAUCCCGCUCUAAGGUAUUCUAGCAGAAAAAAAAGAUUGCAUCGAAAAGCAAAUGUCAAUAUCAUCAUGAGACACAAGUCUGAACUCUUUUUCUCCUUUUUUGACAGCAGAAUGACAGCAGAUGCCAGAUGAGAGAGCUGAUGGAAGAUGAAUCUCCUUUCCAGCCGUAUCAAGACUUUAUCAGGAAAUUGAGCUCCAUGCCUCAUGCAGCUUAGUUUUGAAUUGUUCUACAAAAAUGCAAACUGGCAGAAACAGGGAAUGUACUUGAUCUUCAUUGCUACACAACUUCAAUACCAAAUAAUUUUCCAG